Messenger RNA from Ilex paraguariensis (yerba mate), 1397 nucleotides. NCBI's taxonomy places the organism in Eukaryota, Viridiplantae, Streptophyta, Magnoliopsida, Aquifoliales, Aquifoliaceae. The record is from the annotation of a GenBank genome assembly.
AUGGCACAUUGAAUCCUAUUGGCAUAUUCCGUUAAAACUGAUCUAUAUAGAUUGGUUCUUCUUUUUGUAUUAUCGUCUUGUUUUUUCUCUAUCAAGCAUCAACCUAAGCAUUUGCUAUGUCGGCCUUCGUAGGAAAAUAUGCUGAUGAGCUGAUCAAGAACGCCAAGUACAUUGCCACACCCGGCAAAGGUAUCCUGGCCGCCGACGAGAGCACCGGAACCAUCGGAAAACGCCUGUCGAGCAUCAACGUCGAGAACGUCGAGUCCAACCGCCAGGCCCUCCGUGAACUCCUCUUCACAGCCCCCAACGCACUCCCCUACCUCUCCGGUGUUAUCCUCUUCGAGGAGACCCUCUACCAGAAAACCUCCAACGGCAAGCCUUUCGUGGAAGUCCUCCAAGAAAACGGCGUCAUUCCGGGCAUCAAAGUCGACAAGGGAACCGUCGAGUUGGCCGGAACCAAUGGCGAGACCACCACUCAGGGCUUCGACUCUCUCGGAGCUCGUUGUCAGCAGUACUAUAAAGCCGGUGCUCGGUUCGCCAAGUGGCGUUCGGUCCUGAAAAUCGGUGCCACUGAGCCUUCUGAGUUGGCCAUUCAGCAAAAUGCGCAGGGCUUGGCUCGCUAUGCGAUUAUUUGUCAGGAGAAUGGACUUGUGCCCAUUGUUGAGCCAGAGAUUUUGACCGAUGGGAGUCAUGUUAUUCAGAAAUGUGCUGCUGUGACUGAGACUGUGCUAGCUGCGGUUUAUAAGGCACUCAAUGACCAACAUGUUCUUCUUGAAGGAACACUCUUGAAGCCCAACAUGGUCACACCGGGCUCUGAUAGCCCAAAGGUUGCACCAGAAGUGAUUGCCGAAUGCACAGUGGCAGCACUGCGCCGGACUGUGCCACCGGCAGUACCAGGGAUUGUGUUUCUCUCAGGUGGACAAAGCGAGGAAGAGGCGACGGUGAACCUAAACGCCAUGAAUAAGUUGGAGGUGUUGAAACCAUGGACUCUUUCUUUCUCAUUUGGGCGAGCUCUGCAGAAAAGCACACUCAAGAUAUGGGGUGGACAGAAGGAGAAUGUCGAAAAAGCUCAGGCGGCAUUUCUGGCAAGGUGCAAGGCGAACUCGGAGGCCACUCUGGGAAAGUACACCGGUGGAAGUUCGGAUGGGUUGGCCUCUGAGAGCUUGUAUGAGAAAGGCUACAAAUACUAAGCUUUGCAUGUGGGCAAGGGGAUUGAUUCUCAACUGCAUCAUCUUAUAAGUUGUAUUUUGACCAUUUUACAUGCAUAUUUUCGGUAAAUAUUCUACAGAUAUUGUUCUUAUAACCUUUUUCGUUCCAAAAAAAUCAAUCUCUCUCUCUUCCACAAUAUUUUCAACAAAAACAGUGUUCUUGGUAAUAUGCUUGGACUUGUUUUUGAU